AAUAAGAUUACCAGCUUUCUUUCGUUGGAAGAAAAACAUCAUGGCACAAGCUCAAGAGAAGAGGUCAGAACUGGACGCUAAGGCCAAGCAAGGUGAAACCGUCGUCCCCGGUGGCACAGGAGGCAAAAGCCUUGAAGCUCAACAACACCUUGCUGAAGGAAGAAGCAAGGGUGGUCAGACUCGAAAAGAGCAGGUGGGGACCGAGGGGUACCAGGAGCUGGGCAGCAAGGGUGGUCAGACUCGAAAAGAGCAGCUGGGGACCGAGGGUUACAAGGAGAUGGGCAGCAAAGGCGGGGAGGCGCGUAGGGAAGAGAUGGGAAGUGAAGGGUAUAAGGAGAUGGGGCGUAAAGGUGGUCUGAGCACCACUGAGAAGUCGGGUCAAGAGCGUGUUGAGGAAGAAGGUAUCGAGAUCGACGAGUCCAAGUAUCGAACCAAGACCUAAUGGAUGGAUGGAUCUCAAGUACGUAGUAGCAAGUGGUUUAUGAUCAACAGUUGUAAAGUAAAUAUAUCUUAAGUUUCAGUUUCAAGUCUUAGGUUAGUUAUGAAGUAGUGGUAUCGUCUUUUGAAAUGAAUGUUGGUUAGUCGGUCUUUUGCCAGGUGUAGCUUUUUGUGGGGGCAAUAGGCUGGCUGUAUGUACAUUUUGCGUAUGAAUAUAUGUUCUAUAAUCAUAAGGCU
This is a messenger RNA of Helianthus annuus (common sunflower), 675 nucleotides long. Its product is annotated as late embryogenesis abundant protein B19.3. The transcript has 2 exons. Gene Ontology annotation, biological process: response to abscisic acid. Lineage: Eukaryota; Viridiplantae; Streptophyta; Magnoliopsida; Asterales; Asteraceae. Gene Ontology annotation, cellular component: cytosol. The record is from RefSeq and is a predicted model, not a curated record. The coding region runs from base 41 to 442 and encodes 133 amino acids.